Acanthosepion pharaonis is the source of this 456-nucleotide messenger RNA. The record is from the annotation of a GenBank genome assembly. Lineage: Eukaryota; Metazoa; Mollusca; Cephalopoda; Sepiida; Sepiidae.
AUGUGGGUAUCUAGGAUUUUUCUGGUGUCACUUGUGAAUGAUUUGCGUGACGACUAUGAUAACCACCUCUAUACGUCCCUCUCUUCUUUCUCUCUUUGGAUCAAUAACUCCGUAGCCGUACACAUAAUAAUCAGUUUCUUUAUUUUGUCUCUUUCUCUUUUUUGUCUCUCUCUCUCUCUCUUUCUCUCUCUCUUCGUCUGUUCAUAUCUACGAGAGUGGAUCAAUAAUUCCAUAGCCGUACACAUAAUAAUCAGUAUUUUUCCCUGGCUUUCUUUCUCUCUCUCUCUCUCUCUCUCUCUCUUUCUUCUCUCUCUCUCUUUCUUUUCGUCUCGGUACGUUCACAUACUUGUAAAAUCUGCAAUACCUAAUCUAUCUAUCUAUCUAUCUAUCUAUCUAUCUAUCUAUCUUACUUUUGCUAAGCCAAAUAGUCUCUUUCUGUCUCUCAAUCAUUUAUGA